CUGGGAGCCUUCAACUACGUCAGCACUUCCUUUUUUUGGGAAAGGGCAUUUGAGAAAUGUGCAGUGUUUCAGAUUCUGGAUCGUCUACUGAAAUACCUCAAGGAGCGCAACCAUCGUUGUUUGAUUUUUAGUCAAUUUGUCAUAUUUUUAGAUAUCAUCCAGGAUUUUAUGACUUUACGAGGUUACAAUUAUGAACGCAUUGAUGGCAAUGUCCGUGCAGAAGAGCGCUAUGCAGCAAUAAAUGAAUUUCAAAAUGCGGCCAAAAGAAGUAGAACUAGGAAGAGGGGCCAAGAUGAUGGCCCAUGGUGUUUCUUAUUGACGACGAAAAGUGGCGGAGUUGGUUUGAACCUUACGGGCGCAGACACUGUGAUAUUUCUGGAUGCAGAUUGGAAUCCUCAGAAUGACAUGCAGGCAAUGGCUCGGAGUCAUCGGAUUGGACAGGACAAGCCAGUUCGUGUGAUACGUCUAAUUGGUCGGUAUACCGUCGAACAGCACAUGAACGCUCAUAUCCGAGAUAAGCUCAAGUUCACUGACAGAGUCAUGGGUAACGAAGAGGUGAAAACGAGCGCCUUCGAUAUGUUGGCUAUGAUUAAGCACAGUUUGGGUACACUGAGGGAGCAGAAGAAUAAAAGUUACGAACUGUCAGACAAAGAUCUGGAGAGUGUCAUUGGGCAAACCAACGCGGCUGGUGAGUGGAUGCCAAUCAAUGGAGGCAAAAAGAACAAGAUACCGGCAGCGCUACAGCUGGAUCCAGAUGAGGUAGACAAGCGCGAUACCGACUACAAUGAUUAUCGAGUGUUCCAAGGUCGUCAGUUCCGUGUUUCGGCCAAGGAUGAGGCCGCUUUUGAACAGCUUCGUCUACUGAAAUUUAGCGAAUAG
Cooperia oncophora is the source of this 879-nucleotide messenger RNA. Lineage: Eukaryota; Metazoa; Nematoda; Chromadorea; Rhabditida; Trichostrongylidae. The record is from the annotation of a GenBank genome assembly.